UAAAACCGUCGGUUGUCUGUCGAGGCUCAUCACCGUCUCUCACCAAGCGGACGCCGGGUUCUACCAAACCUGGCCCUGGGUCUUGAGUUCUAGGUUUUGAGCGGCAGCGGAUGAUGGGUUUGGGCCGGCCGGAACUACGGUAGCCGAAAAUGCUGACCUGGACCGGUCGAGUCUGAGCUCGAGAGUCGAACUCUCACUGUCAGUGUUGUAGUUUCACUCUUUCAACAUUCUGGAGCUUGAAGUUUCACUCUCUCAGAAGAUUCUCAAGAAAGCAUAGUACGAGUUUGAAGGAAGAGCUGGGUCCUCGCGGAUAUCGUCGCCAACAACAAAGCGCCAAGGAAGAGGAGACACAAGAAUCAGGGCAACAAUGGGGCUCGAGGAGGAUUUCUUGGCUGCUGUGGAGAAGGUCAACAACUUCAAGAAGAAACCAAGCGAUGAUGACCUUCUCAUCGUGUACGGGCUGUACAAGCAGGCAACCGUUGGGGACGUGAACACCUCAAGACCAGGACUCUUUGACCCCAAAGGCAAGGCAAAGUGGGAUGCUUGGAAGAAAAACGAAGGCAAGUCCAAGGACUUGGCGAAGCAGGAGUACAUCACAAAGGCGACACAGCUUGCUGAGGAUUGCAGUACUGCGUAGGCUGCAGCUCCACGAGUUGCGUACAUUGAACACUUGUACAUUGUUAGCUUCUGGUCUGUUGCAAGCCACUCGUACCUGAACGUCAAUCGCACAAAGAGCUACGCUUCCUUUUGGCCAGGUUGACUGUCGUCUUGCAUGAGCCUCGACACAUUUGUUAGUCACGAGCGCCAUUAUUGAGGGCUGUUCCUGCUGUAGGAUUCCGUGCAGCUUGUGCUUUACGACGUGAAAAUCCGACUUGCAUCUUCUAGAUGAUCUUUGCCAUUUGUGCAGCAAAUAUAACCUUGCGGCCACGGCCAUGAACAGUCUGUACCGUUAGAAAUGAGUUUCGGACUACUAACUAACCGGACGUACAUAUGUCAAGCAUGGGCCCAUGCAGUGCAGCA
Molecule: messenger RNA, 1020 nt
Organism: Klebsormidium nitens
Lineage: Eukaryota; Viridiplantae; Streptophyta; Klebsormidiophyceae; Klebsormidiales; Klebsormidiaceae
Source: the annotation of a GenBank genome assembly